Molecule: messenger RNA, 396 nt
Organism: Dryobates pubescens (Downy woodpecker)
Lineage: Eukaryota; Metazoa; Chordata; Aves; Piciformes; Picidae
Product: exendin-3-like
Exons: 3
Coding region: 59-388 (109 amino acids)
Biological process (GO): positive regulation of insulin secretion involved in cellular response to glucose stimulus; negative regulation of apoptotic process; adenylate cyclase-modulating G protein-coupled receptor signaling pathway
Cellular component (GO): extracellular region
Molecular function (GO): glucagon receptor binding; hormone activity
Source: RefSeq, a predicted model, not a curated record
UCUGCAGCCGGGGCCAGGCUUAGCUGAGCCCAGCCCAGGGUCGGGCAGGAGGCAGCAGAUGGUGAAGCUGCCCUGGCUCUGCCUCUCCUCGGUGCUGCUCUUGGCUGAGCUGCUGCCAGCAGCCUGCAGCAUGGAGCCCCAGGACCUGCACCAGGCAGACAGCUGGCAGAGCUUUGCAGCCCAAAGCUCCCAGAGCUUCGCCUCUGCCCUCAAGCGGCACUCGGAGGGGACCUUCAGCAGCGACUUCAGUCACUACCUGGACAGGAUGAGGGCCAAGGACUUCGUGCAUUGGCUCAUCAGCACCAAGAGGUACAGCAGCUCCAGCAAGAGGUACCUGAAGGAGCAGCCCAGCAGUGGCCCCUUCCCAGCUGCCUUCCCCCAGCUGUAAGUGACCCC